CGCCUCUCCGUCUCCCUGGAGACCCACGCGUCCUCGGUGGGCUCUGGCCGGGAGAAGGAGCCAGGCCCGCGCCGGGGGAGCCACGCUUUGGGUGAACAAGGGUUGUUCCUCAGGGCCAGUCCACCGAGGCUAAAGGCUGUAAACCUCCAGAAGAGACCUUCAGCAGUAAUCUUCAAGUUCAGAGAUGACAACUCUGCCCCCACUGCCCAUUGCACGUUCCAAGCUUGCAUCUUUAGCCAGACAGAAGCUGCCAUGCUCCCCCUCCGUAAUCCCCAGAGCUCAGCUGAUCAAAGAAAAAGAUGAGAUAGACCAUUACGUGGAGGUGAAUUUCAAAGGAUUGUCGAAAGAGGAAGUUGCUGCUUACCGGAACACUUACAAGAAGAACAUCUGUGUGGACAUGCUGAGGGACGGCUACCACAAGUCCUUCAGGGAGCUCUUUGCUCUGAUGGAGAAGUGGGACGCCCUGAGGGAGGCUGCCAGAGUGAGGUCUGUCUUCUGGCCACAGAAGCCCCUGGAAGAGCAGCCAGACAAGCUGGACCACCUAUACCUAUACCUGACCAGGGCUGAGGAGGCAGAAAGAAAAGGGUACUUUGAAGAUAUCUAUGAAAACCUGUACAUUCUGGCCUGUUACUUCGAUAACAACGAAGACAAGUGGGUAAGGAAUCACUUCUAUGAGCGGUGUUUUCAGGUUGCUCAACUAAUCAAAAUCGACGGCGGGAAGAAAGAGGCAGAGGCACAUGCACACAUGGGACUUCUCUUUGAGGAAAAUGGUCAGCUUCUGGAAGCCGCUGAGCAUUAUGAAGCAUUCCAUCAACUGGCACGGGGGCGGAUAUGGAAGGAUGAGGCCGGCGCCUUCCUCAACUUGUUGGCCUGUGAGAAUCUCCUGAGGACGUACAGAUUACUAUCAGACAAAAUGCUGGAAAAUAAAGACUACAAACAGGCCAUCAAAAUUCUAAUAAAAGCUUCUGAAAUCGCCAAAGAAGGAAAUGACAAGAAAAUGGAAGGACAAGCAUUCUAUUAUCUGGGCUUAGCAUACUUGGCUGCAGGAGAGCCUGAGACAGCGCUUAGAGUGCUCAAUAAUUACUCUGCAAUCUCCGCGGAGCUGGAGGACGAGCUCAGCCUGGGCAGAGCCUAUGAAGCCAUCGCCAAGGUGCUGCAGAGUGAAGGAAAGACAACCGAAGCUAUUAACUACUUGAAAAAAGUUGUGAAAAUUGCAGGGAACAAUUUUCAAAAGCUUGAUGUCAUCAGGGCAAGUACACUCCUUGGGGACCUCUAUAAUGGAAAGGGCUACUACAACAAAGCUUCUGAAUACUUUCAGCAAGCUUUUGACACCACAGUAAAACUCGUAAACAUGCCCCUGAUGGACGAGACCAAGGUUCAUUAUGGCAUAGCGAGAGCUCAUCAGAUGAUGCUGUCAAUGAACAAUUGCAUCGAAGCUGAGAAUGUCGCCAGCCUCGACUGCCUACUGUCCUGGAAGGGGAGCAGAAGCAGCAUCACAGCAGAUUACAUUGUCGAUGGAUCUAGAAGAUUCACGAUGAGAAGUUUAUCUCCAGCGCUAGAGAGUUUGGAAGAUCUCGCUGGAAGUGUACACAAGCCAAAAAUUGAAACUUAAACCGGCUUCUAGCUUGGCAACAAAGCAGGAAGAAAUUUAUCUUUAUCGUGUCACCUUAGUCUUUGAUAUCUGUAAUGGAAGUAUGUUACAGAUUGAGCUUAAUAAAACUAUGAGUGUUUUCAUUGA
This is a messenger RNA of Erinaceus europaeus (western European hedgehog), 1738 nucleotides long. RefSeq names its product tetratricopeptide repeat domain 29 (gene TTC29). Gene Ontology annotation, molecular function: protein binding. NCBI's taxonomy places the organism in Eukaryota, Metazoa, Chordata, Mammalia, Eulipotyphla, Erinaceidae. The transcript is spliced from 13 exons. The record is from RefSeq and is a predicted model, not a curated record. The coding region runs from base 185 to 1612 and encodes 475 amino acids.